This is a messenger RNA of Acanthopagrus latus (yellowfin seabream), 1659 nucleotides long. It is a transcript of the gene banf1, whose product is annotated as BAF nuclear assembly factor 1. The transcript is spliced from 3 exons. Bases 199 to 471 code for a protein of 90 amino acids. Gene Ontology annotation, molecular function: DNA binding. The record is from RefSeq and is a predicted model, not a curated record. NCBI's taxonomy places the organism in Eukaryota, Metazoa, Chordata, Actinopteri, Spariformes, Sparidae.
CAAUCAUCAGGGCCGAAUUCACCUCUACUGAACUCCGUGACGUAAUGACGCAAGAGACCAGCGCAUUGCAUUGUGGGUGCCGGUGCCUGGACAGAAACAGAAAGUGCACGACUGUUGAGCGAACUACGGUGAUACACGGCUUAUUCACACAAAUAAAAGUUUCGCAGCUGGUGAUCUGUGAGUGCCUACGUAGCAGCCAUGUCGUCAACAUCCCAAAAACAUAAAGAUUUCGUGGCCGAGCCGAUGGGUGAGAAGCCCGUGACGGCUCUGGCUGGCAUUGGAGGGACCCUUGGCGGAAGACUGGAGGAGAAAGGUUUUGACAAGGCGUACGUCGUCCUCGGGCAGUUCCUGGUUCUAAAGAAAGACGAAGAGCUUUUCCGGGACUGGCUGAAGGACACUUGCCAGGCGAAUUCAAAGCAACAAGGUGACUGCUACGGCUGUCUUAAAGAAUGGUGUGACGCCUUCCUAUAAAGCAAUCGCCACUGUUUUCUACGUCUGAAGUCCAAACUGUACAUUACCUCUUCACUCAUAUUGAUUCAAUUCAGCUACACCAUAUAUGUGAACUGACACUGUAGACACUGAGUUUUAUUGACGUCAGCUUGUUUUUAAAUUAUACUUAAAGCUGUAAGUGUAUUUCUGAACCCCCUCGACCCCUUAAUGGGACUCGGACACGCCCAUCUCAUGGCCUUAGAGACAGUUGGAGACUGUUAAACUAGAACUACUUGUCAUUCUUUAUAUUGCCAUUAAAAUGGUAGUUUGGAUGGAUAAUUACAGAUGUGACGGAUCUGUUCGUCUGUGAAUUGUCAGCAAGCAUUUUGACUUGUCACAGCAGUAAAAUCACAAGUGUUUCCAAGAAGAUUAAUGGCGUCUUUCCUCUAGAGUUUACCAGUAAGUCUCAUCACUGAGCCACAAUGGUAACAUCCAAAUGUAUCAGCCUUUAUUAACAUGAAUACAUCUGUGUUUGACAAGUCAACAUGUCUGCUGUGAAAAGACUGAAUGUUAGUUUCCAGUUUUGGGAAAAGAGCUGCUUAAGUUAGUACUAAUGUUUACCCAAGAUGAUCGGAAUGCUGCAUGUUGAAUUUUAAAUGUAUGGCUCAUCUGUUGUUGGUCAUGGAGGAAGAUUUUAUCUUGCUAAGCUACACAUGGCUCGUUUGUUCUGCGUUUAAACUUUCAGCAACAUUUGGAUUUCAGUUUGGCAUGCAUUUCUUUCUAUCUAGCGUGAUGACUUAGCAGUACAGCCCAUAUUCAUAUUUGUACUCACCUUCUUAGGCCUUUUGCCCCAUUUUGCUGUUUUUUUUGAACCCAUUGGAAAGUUGAUGUAAGAUGUGUUUUUUUUUUUUUUAAACUCUCACAUCAUAUCACAGCUAAGUAUCAUGUUCUGUCCACAAACGAUGUUUAAAUUACUUCUCGCAGAGGUGGAUUGUCUGAAGUGUCUUGCAGAGGAUAUGAUUUUACAAAAGCUAAACCUCAGACCGGCGGUGACGUGACGGUCUUGGCGGUCGAUGUGUUUUUAUUACGAAAGCGUUUAACUUGUGAUCUGGAACAUGUUGAAGCAGCGCGGCCAGAUGACAACAUCUGGUCUGCUGAAACCUUGAUGGAACCUAAAGAUGGAGAUGAUGUACUGUAUAUAAAUAAAGAUGCCCAUGCAACAAACCCGAA